Leptidea sinapis is the source of this 3094-nucleotide messenger RNA. It is a transcript of the gene Pcl, whose product is annotated as metal-response element-binding transcription factor 2. NCBI's taxonomy places the organism in Eukaryota, Metazoa, Arthropoda, Insecta, Lepidoptera, Pieridae. The transcript has 11 exons. The coding region runs from base 347 to 2953 and encodes 868 amino acids. The record is from RefSeq and is a predicted model, not a curated record.
UCAGUUUUCACAAUUUGUCGAAUUUGUAAUGGGCUCGGUAUGUAGUAUUUUGCAGAAAAGUAUGAUUGUUUAAUAUUUUUGCGUUUUAAUUCAUGUUUCAACAUAUCAAAUUCAAAUGUAGUGAUAAAUGUAAAAAUUUCAAAACACUUUGUGUAUUCAUUCAUUAUAAUCGAGAAUUAGGUUCGAUAACCGCGGGAAAUCUACUCGACGUUUGACUCCAAUAAUGGCCGCAUCAGCGCCAAUGCUCAUUACUCGUAGUGUUUGUUCAUUUGGAUUGAAAUACUUUUAAAUAAAAUUGUGAUUAUUUAUGACUAUUCGUCUUUAUUGUUAAUUUAUUAGCUUUGACAUGGACAUUGCUACUGAGGUAUCAGCAGAGUUAUCGCUAAUCAAUGCCCUGCUGAGCAACUUUGACAAAACAAUUGCUCCGAGUCCAUCGAAGAAGAAUGAAAAAAAGGAGGAAAAGACACAGGAUGCCAUGCCUGACUCGACAACAAAUACGGAAAAAGCAAACACUAGCGCAUUCAACUGUGGCGAUGAUGUUCUUGUUCCAAACAAAGAUGGUCGAUAUUAUUUAGGAACAAUAGUAGAGCUAAGCACAAGCAACGACAAUGACUCGUGUGAAGUGGGCACGGGCGUGGCGCGAUGUCUAGUCAAGUUUGGUGACGGGACCCACGCGUGGGCGCCCGUGUCCACGCUCAAGCUUCUGAGCGCUCCGCCGGCGGACGACGGCCGCAUCAUGUGUGUGGUCUGCAAGCGGCGAGAACCUGCCUCCAGCCCCGCUACCAACGCCAUCAUCGCCUGCGACAUGUGUGGUAGAGGGUACCACGCAAAAUGUCACACUCCGCAGGUUGAUGCUUGGAUAACUGGUGCUUCCUGGCAUUGUAAAAGAUGCGUGGAUCAGAGGUACAGAGUCGCCGCUGCAGAGAACCGUGCCCUCAAGAGAACUGACUUGUUUAGAUUUAAAGGAGGACAACAGAGGCGGCAGCAACAGGAGCUCACACAGCCUUACGAUACCGCAUCAACAACAUCGUCUACGGCUUCUGAAGCAGGGAAGGAUCAAAGCGAAGGUCAUUGUUAUUGUGUUGAGAAAAGUGACAGACUGGCACAGAUGCUGUUAUGUUGUCGGUGUUCCCGCUGGUUUCACCAAAGAUGUGUAUCAAGUUUGCAGUACCCUCUGUACGCUGGUGAUAAAUUGUAUAUAUUCGCGUGUGCCAACUGCAAUGGCGGUGGAGAAUAUGUCCGGCGCCUGGAGUUGUGUUGGCUGGAUUUGGCACAUCUAGCACUAUACAAUCUCACAACAUACAACUCACCAAAUUAUUUUGAUCUGGACUCAGUUAUUAUGCCCUACAUCAUGGACAAUUGGCACGCCCUGCAAUUACCUGAGAAGAUGUGGCGAACACCGGUCAACGAAAGGCGGGAAAGAAUACUAACAGCUCUGACGUCAUCGCGGAAGCGUUUCAAGUGUGGACGGGAGAUGAAGAAGAGAGCGACCAUAUGGGGCCUGCGCCUGCGACGACCACCGCCUCCGCCGCUACAACUGUCCGCCUUAGAGCAGGUGAAGAAAGGAGUGCCAUUAACGGAUGAGAUGGUUCGGGAGUAUGCUCCUAAGCUUAGGUUUUUGCCGCGACCGCCCACACCGCAGCCUGUUACGUCCAUAUCGGAUGAAUGUGCACAACCCUCCAGUAGUAACAUUGAUAAGAGUUCCUAUAAAAGUAAUCAACAUAUGAUAGUGCCGGUGGACGGACACUGGCUAAAUUUGAUGAUGGGCAAACGGUUUCAUGAAAAUCUCAAUUCAAAUUCAGAAAACGACUCCACUAGUUCUUUUGAAUCUUUGAAAAAUUGUGACCGAGAUGAACAAUUGUCACCACCGAUAUGUACAUCGACCGAGUCUAAGUCAGACACCAAAGAUGAUAAUUUAGAAAAACUGUCUGAAAUCAAUGAUGAAUCUAACGAAGCUAAGUCGACCUGUGAAGGAAUAAGUAUGACAUCUCCUGUGCCUUGCUUAUUACCAUUAGAUACAAAAUCCAAAGAGAGUGUUGUUGAUACAGCUCAAGACAAAAGUGAAUGCAAUAUUAAUAUAUUGACUCACACAACUAGAAUAGCCACAAUGAACCUCGAAGUAUCAAAGUUAUCAACUAAUAAUAUUAUUGAACAUUCCAAAAUAAUGUCUCUCCAGCACAUGAACGAUCGUCGGCCGCCAUACAGUAGCAGCCUGCUACUUGAUAUGGAGUCGUCCGGUGAUGAAACAUCAAGUAGAGGUACUCUAGAUGCCAUUAUUCCACCCUUGAAAGAUUUCCAAGGCAAAAACAAUCCGUUCCUGAUGCAAAAUAGCUCUACAUCAAAAACAUUGUCAUCACAUAUGAAUGUAUAUAAUAGACAAAGCAGUAAAGUUAAUAGUUAUAAUUCAAGAUUCUCAUUGCCAAGUCAUUUGAAUCCAUUUGCAGGGGCAAUGGUGAGGCCGUUGAAACGGAAACUUAGUGAAAAAGAUAUUGUUAUAGGACCAAAUGGUGAAGUUAAAAGAAGGAAGUACAGGAGGCCACGGAAACAUUUACAAUUACAGCUUAACAAAUCAUGUCCACUGCCAGAUGAAUCAAAGACUGCUGUUACUUCCACCGAGAAUGGAGACGCCACACCACCAAUUUCACAUAAUAUAAAUAACGUGAAAUUUCACGGUAGAAGACUGAGACAGAGGCAGGAGAAGAACUAUUAUGAGAACGCAAGAAGAAAUACAAGUAACAAUGCCAUUAAUAACAACAGUGUGAAGAGUUUGCAGUUGAGUCCUCACAAGACUAACAAUGGUGUGGGUGAAGUGAACGCCCAGCAACUCUCCGAGUUGAAGUCCAGUGUCCAGUCAUACUUCCGUGCUGGGCAGACGUUCACGUUACUGGCACGGAGGGUGUCACCUGGCCUGCCCACUGCCUAUCUCAUAGAGUGGGACUCCAGCACGUCAUAGUUGAUGUUAUGAAUUUAUUUAAAUAUACAUGUAUUUUAUGGAAAUAUAUAGUGUAAGUGCUUUGUGUAAGUCUGUAGAAUAUUUUAGUUGUACCACUGUACAGUAUCAUCGAGGAAUGUGAUAUAUUAUUAUUCCAAUUCA